AUGACAAUGACAUUCUUUGCAAAAUUAAAAAGCAUUGCCUCAUCUGAUGUAACGUCAGAAAUCCAGGAAGAAAACAUCGACAAAUGCAAAUUAGACCAGGUCUCCAAGUUCUGUGAUGGUGAUGAAGGUAUUGAUAUUCACAAGUCAUAUUGGUAAGUGAUCACGAAGAUGGUGCAUUACCUGGUGUCAUCAGUCACCUUCAGAAUAUUUGGAAUUAUGCUGAUCUUUCUGGACAUAUUUCUUAUGGCUAUAGAUCUACAUCUCUAUGACAGCAAUUUUCAUAUUCCUUUGGGAUAUCGCUCACUUUCUUUUGCUAUUGCUUUGUUCUUCCUCGUGGAUGUUCUCCUUCGAGUGUACGUAGAAGGGAGACAGAAUUAUUUUUCUGAUUUACUGAACACCCUAGAUGCCGUCGUGAUUGGUGUGACCCUGCUCAUUGCCCUCACUUAUAUACUUUAUGACAAGAAGUUUCUGAAAGAUAUCCCAAGAUUGGCAGUUUUAUUUCGACCUCUGCGACUUCUUAUUCUGAUAAGAAUUUUGCAGCUGGCGCAUCAGAAAAGACACCUUGAAAAGCUGACUAGGCAGCUGGUUUCCAAAAACAAAAGACGGUUCAAGAAGGACGGGUUCGACCUGGACCUCACUUACGUCACUGAUCGUAUUAUUGCCAUGUCCUUUCCAUCAUCUGGAGGACAGUCCUUCUACAGAAAUCCAAUUGACGAGGUUGUGCGGUUCCUUGACUCCAAGCAUCCAGACCACUAUCAAGUCUACAAUCUAUGCAGUGAGAGCGCUUAUGACCCUAAGAACUUCCACUACAGGGUCCGCAGAAUCAUGGUUGAUGAUCACAAUGUCCCCACUCUUGAGGAAAUGUUGUUGUUCUCCAAGGAAGUAAAUGAUUGGAUGGCUCAACAUCCUGAAAACGUUGUGGCGAUUCACUGUAUGGGAGGAAAAGGAAGAACGGGAACAAUGGUUUGUGCCUGCCUCCUUGCUGGCGAAAUAGUUUUAAAUGCCAAGGAAAGUCUUUACAUUUUUGGGGAGAGGAGAACAGAUAAAAGCAGCAGCUCUAAGUUCCAAGGAAUUGAGACCCCUUCUCAGAAUAGAUACGUUAAAUAUUUUGAAAAACUGAAAAUUAGCUACCAAAGCAAUCUCCCUCCAAGAAAACUACUUGUGAUAAAAAGAUUCAUUAUUUAUUCUAUUCAUGGUGUUGGAAAAGGUGAUGGAAGCGAUCUACAAGUUCAAAUCAUAAUGUGGCAGGAGACUAUAUUUUCCUGUUUUUCUUCCAAAAAUUGUAUGAUAUUUCAUGACGUUGAAACAGACAGAGUAAUAAUUGAUGUACUCAACUGUCCGGCUCUACAUGAUGAUGUGAAAGUGAAAUUUCUCUCUUCGAAUCUUCCUAAAUACUAUGAUGACUGCGCUUUUUUCUUUUGGUUUCAUACAGCUUUCAUACGAAAAAACAGGCUUUAUCUACCAAGAAAUGAAUUGGAUAAUCCCCAUAAACAAAAAACGUGGAAUAUUUACAGUCCAAAUUUUGCAGUACAGGUGUUUUUUGAAGAUAAAUAG
Molecule: messenger RNA, 1554 nt
Organism: Onychomys torridus (southern grasshopper mouse)
Lineage: Eukaryota; Metazoa; Chordata; Mammalia; Rodentia; Cricetidae
Product: phosphatidylinositol 3,4,5-trisphosphate 3-phosphatase TPTE2-like
Exons: 19
Biological process (GO): protein dephosphorylation; monoatomic ion transport; transmembrane transport
Cellular component (GO): membrane; cytosol
Molecular function (GO): protein tyrosine phosphatase activity; phosphatidylinositol-3,4,5-trisphosphate 3-phosphatase activity; monoatomic ion channel activity
Source: RefSeq, a predicted model, not a curated record